AUGGCUGCAACUGCAACUGCUGGAACCCAUAUUGCAGUCCCAAAGCCCUGCCUUUCGGCAUCUCGUAAAACUUUUAAAUCAAAUGUCGCUAAUUUUGGGUCUGAAACUAAAUCUGACUGUUGGGCAAAGCUCAGAAGCUCAUCGAACAUCUCAUCGACAUGGUCCUUCUGCCAGAAGCUUAACUCCCACCCUUUGAAGUAUCAGAGGACUAUCACCAAAGCAAUGUCUGCACAAAGUGACAAGGAGACUCUACCUGGAUUGCCUAUUGACUUGAGAGGAAAGAGGGCUUUCAUAGCUGGUGUUGCUGAUGAUAAUGGAUACGGAUGGGCAAUAGCAAAGUCCCUUGCAGCUGCUGGUGCUGAAAUUCUUCUCGGUACAUGGGUGCCCGCAUUGAACAUAUUUGAGACCAGUUUACGCCGUGGAAAAUUUGACGAGUCCCGUGUGCUUCCAGACGGUUCUCUUAUGGAAAUUAAAAAGGUGUACCCUUUAGAUGCAGUCUAUGAUACUCCCGAGGAUGUUCCUGAAGAUGUUAAGGCAAACAAACGCUACGCAGGCUCUUCAAACUGGACUGUCAAGGAAGUGGCCGAGUCUGUGAAACAAGACUUUGGCACGAUAGACAUUCUUGUACACUCACUUGCUAAUGGUCCAGAGGUUACUAAGCCUCUUUUGGAGACAUCAAGAUAUGGUUAUCUUGCAGCGGUUUCUGCUUCAAGUUAUUCUUUUAUAUCAUUACUGAAGUACUUUGCUCCCUUAAUGAAUCCAGGUGGUGCAACAAUCUCGCUGACAUACAUUGCAUCUGAAAGCAUUAUACCUGGAUAUGGAGGAGGCAUGAGUUCAGCUAAGGCUGCUUUGGAGAGUGACACAAGGGUGCUUGCUUUUGAAGCCGGCAGGAAGCACAGAAUCAGAGUGAACACAAUAUCUGCAGGUCCUUUGAGAAGUCGUGCCGCUAAAGCCAUUGGUUUCAUUGAUAUGAUGAUUGAUUAUUCAUUGGAAAAUGCCCCCUUGCAAAAGGAACUAUCUGCUGAGGAGGUUGGCAAUGCCGCUGCAUUUUUAGCAUCACCUUUGGCUUCUGCUAUUACUGGUGCUGUCGUUUAUGUUGAUAAUGGGCUGAAUGCAAUGGGAGUAGGUGUUGAUAGUCCGGUCUUCCGUGAUCUUGACAUCCCAAAAGACAACAAAAGCUAG
This is a messenger RNA of Oldenlandia corymbosa var. corymbosa, 1182 nucleotides long. The record is from the annotation of a GenBank genome assembly. NCBI's taxonomy places the organism in Eukaryota, Viridiplantae, Streptophyta, Magnoliopsida, Gentianales, Rubiaceae.